CUCUCUCGCCCGGAGCUCCGGCUGGAAGACAGAAAUCACUGCCCCCAGUGCCAAGAAGACACCGGAGAGAGGCUGGAAUUAAACCCGCCCUCCGGAGGGAUCUCGUUUCCCCCCAAAACCUCCCAUUUUCUGACUCUCUCUCUUUCUCUCUCUCUCUCUCUCUCUUUCUCUCUCUCUCUCUGUUUUCCUCUCUAGUCCCUCUCUCUUCCUUUUUACCUUUAUCCCUCGCCUUUCGCCGUUUCCCCCCACCACAAUCAUGGAUCUCACGGCGAGAUGUUUGUUUCUUCUAUCCUGUCUCGGCGUGAUAUUGGCGAUUGAUUUGGACGCGAUUGAUCCAGACUACUAUGUGGAGCCCACUGCCACAUCAGAGGCCAUCGACUAUAAGGAUCCCUGUAAAGCUGCUGCCUUUCUGGGAGACAUUGCUUUAGAUGAGGAGGACCUGCGAUCUUUCAGAGUGGACAGAGUAAUCGAUUUGGCUCAAAGAACCGUGCACACUUUUAACCACACAGGUUCAACUAAUCAGAGUAGUCAGACUAGACAAGGUUCACGGCGCAGGAAAAGGGCCGCCACCUCCAGACCUGAGCGUGUUUGGCCUGAAGGUGUUAUUCCAUAUGUCAUCAGUGGAAACUUUAGUGGCAGUCAGCGGGCGAUAUUCCGCCAGGCCAUGCGGCACUGGGAGAAACACACCUGUGUGACCUUUAUCGAGAGGACGCAGGAGGAGAGCUAUAUUGUCUUCACCUACCGACCGUGUGGGUGCUGCUCCUAUGUGGGUCGUCGUGGAGGGGGACCCCAGGCCAUAUCCAUUGGCAAAAACUGUGACAAGUUUGGAAUUGUGGUGCAUGAAUUGGGUCAUGUGAUCGGCUUCUGGCACGAACACACUCGACCUGACAGGGACGAACACGUCAGUAUUAUCAGAGACAACAUCCAACCAGGACAGGAGUAUAACUUUUUAAAGAUGGAGCCGGGGGAGGUGGAUUCUUUGGGAGAGGUCUAUGACUUCGACAGUAUCAUGCACUACGCCAGGAAUACUUUCUCAAGAGGCAUCUUCCUGGACACCAUCCUGCCACGCUACGAUGUGAAUGGAGUGCGACCACCCAUUGGCCAGAGAACCAGACUUAGCAAAGGGGAUAUCGCACAGGCACGCAAACUCUACAAAUGCUCCAGAUGUGGGGACAGUCUGCAGGACAGCAGCGGGAACUUCUCCUCUCCUGGCUUCCCCAAUGGAUACUCAGCCUACAUGCACUGCAUCUGGAGAAUAUCAGUCACACCAGGAGAAAAGAUCAUAUUGAACUUCACCUCCAUGGAUCUGUACAGGAGUCACCUGUGUUGGUAUGAUCAUGUGGAGAUCCGAGAUGGAUACUGGAGGAAGGCACCUCUCAAAGGUCGUUUCUGCGGUGAUAAGCUGCCCGAGCCAAUCAUCUCCACCGACAGCCGGUUGUGGAUUGAGUUCCGCAGCAGCAGUAACUGGGUGGGAAAAGGUUUCUCAGCAGUUUAUGAGGCCAUCUGUGGUGGGGAGGUGAAAAAAGACAAUGGCCAGAUCCAGUCCCCCAACUACCCUGAUGACUACAGGCCUAACAAAGUGUGUGUUUGGAAGAUUACCGUUGCACAGGGCUACCACGUAGGCCUUACUUUCCAGUCUUUUGAGAUUGAGAGACAUGAUAGUUGUGCCUAUGACUACCUGGAGGUCCGAGAUGGAAACUCAGAGAACAGCCCUUUGCUGGGCCGCUUCUGUGGCUAUGAUAAGCCAGAUGAUAUUAAAACCAGCUCCAACCAGCUGUGGAUGAAAUUUGUUUCAGAUGGCUCUGUCAACAAGGCCGGCUUUGCUGCCAACUUCUUCAAAGAGAUGGAUGAGUGCUCCAAGCCGGACAACGGUCGCUGUGAGCAACGCUGUGUCAACACACUGGGCAGCUACAAGUGCGCCUGUGACCCAGGCUAUGAGCUGGCUGCUGACAAGCGCAGCUGUGAGGCUGCUUGUGGAGGCUUCAUCACAAAGCUGAAUGGUUCGAUCACCAGCCCGGGGUGGCCCAGAGAGUACCCGCCAAACAAGAACUGCAUCUGGCAGCUGGUUGCCCCCACACAGUACCGCAUCACUCUGCUCUUUGACGUCUUCGAGACUGAGGGCAAUGACGUUUGUAAGUACGACUACGUGGAGGUCCGCAGUGGGCUCUCAGCGGAUUCAAGGCUACAUGGGAAGUUCUGUGGGGCUGAGAAACCUGAAGCUAUUACCUCUCAGUACAACAACAUGCGCAUUGAGUUCAAAUCAGACAACACAGUCUCCAAAAAGGGCUUUAAGGCACAGUUCUUUUCUGACAAAGACGAGUGCUCUAAGGAGAACGGUGGCUGUCAGCAUGAGUGCGUCAACACAUUUGGGAGCUACAGCUGUCAGUGCCGGAGUGGUUUUGUGCUGCAUGAGAACAAACAUGACUGCAAAGAAGCUGGAUGCGAUCACACUGUGAAUAGUGUGAGUGGUGUCAUCACCAGCCCCAAUUGGCCGGAUAAAUACCCCAGCAAGAAGGCAUGCACCUGGGCACUCACCACCACUCCAGGUCACCGUAUCAAAAUAGCCUUCAAUGAAAUCGACAUGGAGGCCCACCUGGAGUGUGCUUAUGAUCACAUUGAGAUCUAUGAUGGACGUGAUGGAAAAGCUCCAAGUCUUGGUCGCUUCUGUGGAACCAAGAAGCCUCCUCCCAUCACGUCUAGUGGCAACAAGCUGUUCAUUCGCUUUUUCUCUGAUAACUCUGUGCAGAAGAAAGGCUUUGAGGCCUCCCAUACUGCAGAGUGUGGAGGUCGCUUAAAGGCCGAAGUGAAGACCAAAGAUCUGUUCUCCCACGCCCAGUUUGGGGACAAUAACUACCCCGGAGCCUCUGACUGUCAGUGGGUGAUUUCAGCAGAGAAAGGCUAUGGUGUGGAGCUCAUCUUCCAGACCUUUGAGAUCGAGGAGGAGGCAGACUGCGGCUAUGACUAUAUGGAGUUAUUUGACGGCGCUGACACCAAAUCUCCACGGCUGGGACGUUACUGUGGCUCAGGGCCUCCAGAGGAGAUCUACUCGGCUGGUGACUCUAUUGUGAUCAAGUUCCGCUCUGAUGAUACAAUCAACAAAAAAGGAUUUCACGUCCGCUACACCAGCACCAAGUUCCAGGACACACUGCAUUCACGCAAGUGACCAGCGGGGGCCGGAAGGGGCCGCGCGGGGCAAAGGGGCAAACGGAGGGGCCCCCAAGGGAGGCGCCAGCCUGACGCUCGGAAACCUUCGGCCACCAAGAUGAAUCAGACACGACAGAACAGCCGCAAGACCACCAACCGCACCUCAGCUCCUAGGGGCUCUAGCUCCCCCCACAGACUGUGAGGAGUAAAGCCAUUCUGCAGUACACCUUGUUUUUACCUUUUUAUGGUUAGGAUUGGGAUGAGAGGAUGAAUGUCCGCCUUAGGUGGACAGUAGGGGAAAAUGUAUUGACCCAGUCCCCUCCAGAUAUUUUUUGGUUUGUUUCUUUUUUUAAAGUGUGCCUCCCAAUGAGAGGCACCGUGGAAAACAGUGGAUUCUCAGGACCUGUAGGAAGGCAGGCAUCAGCUGGACAGAUCUCUGCUUUUGUCGGGCCAGCCCACCACAUCCAGGGGGAGGAGAGGAAGAGGAGGAGUAUGGGAAUGUCUCCUGCACUCCUCAAGAAUUGCUCUCCUCUCCUCACACUCUCAUCCCUUUGGUUCAAGGAUUCCUAUCCAUAAGAGGAUUCGAAGGACUUGACUUGAGAUUUUGAUACUGUAUGUCAGUCAGUUGCAUGUAAUUACAAGGAAAGAAGGAAACUGUACAGUGACAACACCAGCAUUUGUAAUUGGCAUUGUCCUGGCAGCCAGUGGCAAGAUUCUCGUUGUUACCGUUAACAAGGAAAUUAAGGAAGCAGUUAUCUUAUUAAAGGACUAAUAAAUGAAAUGUGGUCCAUGUCUUCUGGUUGGUAAUUGCUUGCCUAUUGACUGGCUUUUACUGUACCUCCAUGUAUAAAAUAAUGUGUAUGAUCUUUCAAAGGGAACAUGUGCUUUUCUCAGCUCAAACCAGUUAGCACUUUACAGUGAAUUGUUCCAAAAUCAUGAGCUUAUGAAUUUUUGUGAAAUGCAAUGCCAGUUCACUUAUUUUUAAAUGCAUUUUAUCUCUCUUAUUCUUCAUUGUUUUUUAAUUGCUCCAUUCAGUUCCUCAGGCAUACUUGAACAUUGUGUGUGCCCUGUAACAUGGGGUAAUAAAGAUAUGACUUAUGUUUCAGUGUUGAUUUACAGUUCUGAUGUAAAAUAAUUUCUCUCCAGAGAAAAUGCCUUUUCUUGGUACAAUGAAGUAUUUCUCAAGAACCAAAUGAGCCUGGGUAUUUAUUGUCAUAGUAGUUACAUUAAUAAUGUAAAAAUGGAAAGGUACUGUUGAAAUUAGCCCUAUAAUUGCCUUCUAAUGUAUAGCCAUUGGUCUAUGUUGAAUAUACUAUGUUGCUCACUCAUUCCUUUUCUCCAUUUAUUUCUCACUUAUCAUAUGUGGGUCUGCAGUAGUCUGCCACAUCUGUUUAAUGUCUGUCCUUUGCUUAUUACAAAAACUGACAGAAAAACAGUUCUUCAUAUAAGUGAAACCAUGUCCUUGCAGUGCACCGAGUGAGUUUAGUUGCAUCAGUACACAGCCGUAUUUUAACUGCAUAAGCUUGAGUCCUUUCGCAGGCCUUGGUUGGAGGCAACCCAGGACAUGUGAGUAGGAGGAGAAGCACAGAACCGAAGACUUAAAUGGCACACACUGAUCUGUGCUUGAAAAAAGGUUUUAGAAGAAUGUUCUGACACCCAGCAAACACAAAAACACCAAACAAAGUCAAAUAUAAAUACCCCUCAUUCAUCUUAGGAGGGAUUCACUAUUUAUAGAUGGUGCUUGUCAUUUCAGACAAAGAAAACAAUUCUUCUCACACCUUGCUAAAUAUUCAUUGCUCUACAUGUAACAUUUCUCCCCUCAGUAAUUAUCCCAUUACUAUUCUGUUGUGCUUUUUCAUAGAAAUACAAGAUGCAGAGCUUGUUGCACAGAAAAGUGCCACACUGGCAUGAAGGUAAAUUGCUAUAUUUAACCCAACAAAGGCUGCAAAAUAGAUGUAGAUGUAGUGACCACGGUGUGAUGUUGUGAAAGGUAAAGAUUUCUCACAAAAGAAUAUUGAAGUAUUUUUGGAUUUUUAAAUAAAAUAUUUAGACAUUGCAGAAAGAUCAUCCUUAUUUUUUGUAACCACACAAAUAUACUGAUCAAGAGUUAACUUAAGAUUAUUCAUAUUUAGAUCACUAGUAUUUUGGAUUUUCAGAUCAUUUAUUAUGAGCAAGUAUUAAUCAGAAUACAUUCACUAUUUGUAUGUGACUGAAAUGUGUUCAUCCUCAUUUCAUGCUGAGACUGAAACUACAGAUUUAAUUGGAUGCAGAGGACUCUUCACCCAGAAAACAUUAACAGAAACUUCCCUUUGCUGGUUGAGAGAAAUGUAGUGCCUUUGUCGCAUAUGGGAAUUUUGUAGGUGUUUAAAUAGAUCAGAAAAAGAAACCAUAACUGAUCACAAUUCAGCUCUACUCCUUUAUGUACUGUCUUCAACUUGUGAACAUUUGUAAGGAGAUAUGAUGCUGUGAUGGGUUUGUGAAUAAAAGAAUCUAUAUAAAUGUAAUGAAAGUUAGCCUGAUAAAGUUACUGUAUUAACAGUUCUCA
Sphaeramia orbicularis (orbiculate cardinalfish) is the source of this 5689-nucleotide messenger RNA. It is a transcript of the gene bmp1a, whose product is annotated as bone morphogenetic protein 1a. Lineage: Eukaryota; Metazoa; Chordata; Actinopteri; Kurtiformes; Apogonidae. Bases 257 to 3163 code for a protein of 968 amino acids. Gene Ontology annotation, molecular function: calcium ion binding; zinc ion binding; metalloendopeptidase activity. The transcript is spliced from 20 exons. Gene Ontology annotation, biological process: proteolysis. The record is from RefSeq and is a predicted model, not a curated record.